This is a messenger RNA of Phytophthora infestans T30-4, 846 nucleotides long. RefSeq names its product makorin-like protein. Lineage: Eukaryota; Oomycota; Peronosporomycetes; Peronosporales; Peronosporaceae. The transcript is spliced from 3 exons. The record is from RefSeq and is a predicted model, not a curated record. The coding region runs from base 1 to 846 and encodes 281 amino acids. Gene Ontology annotation, molecular function: metal ion binding; ubiquitin protein ligase activity. Gene Ontology annotation, biological process: protein polyubiquitination.
AUGUCAGAGUCUGUAGCAGCAGCGCCUACAACUGCACUUUGCCGUUUUUACGUGCUUGGCAAAUGCCGCUACGGCAGCUGCUGCACCUUCUCACAUACACUCCCCUCCCAAGUGAACGAGUGCGCCUCAGAUGAGACCGCGGGGCUGUCGGCGGCAGCGGCGCUAGUGGAUUGUCCAUUUUAUCUUCGCGGCAAUUGCAAAUACGGCGACCACUGUCGUCUCAGACACAACCCAGCCAUGCUGUCUGGAGCUCGUGUUGCAGCUUCAGCUCACUUUACGUGUGGCAUCUGUUUCGACGACAUCGUCCAGUCUGGCAAGCAUUUUGGUCUAUUACAUUGCGACCAUUGCUUCUGUCUGGAUUGCCUGCGUUCAUGGCGCCAGUCGAAGGAUAUGGAGCUGGAAGUGAUUCGUGCAUGUCCUGCAUGUCGUCUGCCGAGUGAUUUCAUCGUUCCGUCGCUUAUAUUCGUGACUGGAGAAGAGAAACGCAAGGCUGUCGAGGCGUACAAGAGUCAUUUGGCUCUGCGUGAGUGCAAAUACUUUAACGGACUAUUUGGUAGCUGUCCGUUCGGUCCACGUUGCUUCUACGCACACCGCGACUCGGAAGGUCGCGACGUUAAGCAUUUGGAUCGCCCCAAACGAUCGACAAAGCCGCGACGUGGGCGAAAUGGCCAUCAAGGUGGAGACGCAGCGCUGCAGUCGUUGCUGCAACAAUACAGCCAUCUGUUUCACUUUUUUGAAGUUGCAGACUGGGACGACUUCGAUCUCGUCGGUGGCUUGUACGACUCAGAUGACUCGGAUGAUGACGACGUCCAGUAUGGUUUUUCAGACGACUACGACACAGAAUAA